UCUGUCAAACUGACAUUCUUAUUGGAUAGUCCAAAGGCGUGUUCUUUGCUCUAAAAAAAUAGCUCAACUCUGAUUGGUCAAGACGAUUUCCAAUUUGCUGCCGCUCACGUCACAUUUCAACAUGGCUGCGACCAGAGCGUGUGGAGCUGCUGCAAACACUUCUGAAAACAUCAUGUCCCUCAAGAAAGCUUUAUCCGUAGCUUCUCCACUCACUCUGCGAAUCGUCGCUGAAUGCCCUGUAACAAAAGCAAGAGCUUGUGAUCUAAUCCUGCCCCACUCGGCCGUCAGCACCCCGGUUUUCAUGCCUGUCGGGACUCAGGGCACUCUGAAGGGAAUCACUGUGGAUCAGCUGGACGCUCUUGGCUGUCAGAUUUGUCUUGGAAACACAUACCACCUGGGCAUGAGACCGGGGCCUGAUUUGAUCGAGAAAGCCAAUGGUUUGCACGGGUUCAUGAAUUGGAAGAGGAAUCUUUUAACUGACAGUGGGGGGUUUCAGAUGGUGUCUCUUGUCGAGCUCUCAGAGGUCACAGAGGAAGGGGUGAAGUUCAAGUCCCCCUAUGAUGGCAAAGAGAUCCUCCUUACUCCUGAGAAAUCCAUCAGCAUACAGAACAGUCUAGGUUCAGACAUCAUGAUGCAGCUUGAUGAUGUGGUCAGCAGUACGGUGACAGGGCCGCGGGUGGAGGAGGCAAUGCACAGAUCCAUUCGCUGGCUGGACCGCUGCAUAUCAGCCAAUAAAAAUCCAGAAAAACAAAACCUAUUUGCCAUAAUCCAGGGAGGGCUAAAUACAGAGCUGCGCAAGGCCUGUCUAGAUGAAAUGACUCAACGUGAUGUUCCUGGUUUUGCCAUCGGAGGCCUGAGUGGAGGAGAGGAGAAGGAUGACUUCUGGAGGAUGGUGACCCUGAGCACUGACCACCUGCCACGGGAAAAGCCUCGAUACCUCAUGGGUGUUGGGUAUGCUGUGGAUCUGGUGGUGUGUGUUGCUCUGGGAUGUGAUAUGUUUGACUGUGUGUUCCCCACCCGCACUGCGAGGUUUGGCUCAGCCUUGGUUCCUUGGGGAUCUCUCCAGAUAAAAAAUAAGCAGUAUGCCAAAGAUUUCGAGCCCAUAGACCCAGACUGCCAAUGUCCCACCUGCAAAAGACACAGUCGGGCUUACCUCCAUGCUCUGUUUAAGAGUGACAGUGCAGCCAUGCAUCACAUCACUAUCCACAACAUUGCCUACCAGCUCAACCUGAUGCGCUCUGUGAGACAGAGCAUUGUGGAAGGCUGCUUCCCUGAGUUUAUACGGACGUUCAUGAAGCGCAUGUUCCCGUCUCGUGACCAGUACCCGGGCUGGGCCGUGGACGCUCUCGCCUCCGUCAACAUUACACUGGAAUAAAACCUGGAAGGCAACCGUCAUGCUCUCAAUGGGGAUGUCAAACAGUGACUGAAAGAUUUUAAAUGGCUUUUUUAAUGGAUGAUUAUUUUUUACUCUUUGUUUAUACUUGUUUAUAAAUUGCUUGUUUGUUUGGCAAUGAGGCAAAUGGCUUUUGAUCUGAUAGAUGAAGCCUGAUUAUCUUCUGCUUUACUCAGCCUCUGCAAAUUGUCCUCAUACUAGACAUUAUGGUAAUGUGAGACUGAAUGGGGUUUAAAUGAGGUUUGAAACACAUGAACUAUCUCCUCUGAUGUGCGCCGACACUUUUGGUUGUUACCAUGGCUACGAAGUUGGCCCACCCAUUGGAAAUGAAAUGUUUUGCCUUCCUGUCAACCUGGUGUUUCAUUUCUGCCAAAGGCACGAGAUAAAUAAAUGUGUUUGUAUUCUGGUGUUUUAACCUACAGACUAGAGGUUGUCAGA
Molecule: messenger RNA, 1831 nt
Organism: Trematomus bernacchii (emerald rockcod)
Lineage: Eukaryota; Metazoa; Chordata; Actinopteri; Perciformes; Nototheniidae
Gene: qtrt1
Product: queuine tRNA-ribosyltransferase 1
Exons: 9
Coding region: 122-1375 (417 amino acids)
Cellular component (GO): cytosol
Molecular function (GO): tRNA-guanosine(34) queuine transglycosylase activity
Source: RefSeq, a predicted model, not a curated record